AUGUUUCGUGUACUUACAAAUUCGACAACACCAAUUAGUGGUGUAGGUCGAUUUUUUUUAGCGCAAGUACGUAAUGCAACAGUUGGAGCAUCUACAACCACUGCACCAGAAAAAAACCGUGAAGCAUCAUCGCGUAUAAAAACUGUUUCAAUUUAUCGCUGGAACCCUGAAGAACCAGAUAAAAAGCCUUAUUUACAAGAUUAUAAAAUAGAUUUAAAUGACUGUGGUCCAAUGGUUCUUGAUGCUCUUAUUAAAAUAAAAAAUGAACAAGAUACUACAUUAGCUUUUCGUCGUUCAUGUCGUGAAGGUAUUUGUGGAAGUUGCUCAAUGAAUAUUGAUGGACGAAAUACACUUGCUUGUAUCUGCAAAAUUGAAGAUUCAAAUAAACCAUUAAAAAUUCAUCCACUUCCACAUAUGUAUGUUAUCAAAGAUCUUGUUCCGGAUUUUACAAAUUUUUAUAUGCAAUAUAAAACAAUAGAACCUUUUUUAAAACGUAAAACAUCAACACCAGUUGGUGACAAACAACUUUAUCAAAGUGUUGAGGAUCGUAAAAAAUUGGAUGGCAUGUAUGAAUGUAUUCUUUGCGCUUGUUGUUCAACAUCAUGUCCAAGUUAUUGGUGGAAUGCUGAUAAAUAUCUUGGACCUGCUGUUCUUAUGCAAGCUUAUAAAUGGAUUGUUGAUUCACGUGAUGAAUAUACAAAAGAACGUCUGGAACAAUUUCGUGAUUCAUUUUCAGUUUAUCGUUGUCAUACAAUUAUGAAUUGUGCUGAAUCUUGUCCAAAAGGUUUAAAUCCUGGAAAAGCUAUUGGAGAACUGAAAAUGUUAUUGGCUAAUAUUGGAUCAAUGCCACCGAAAAAUUCGUCAACUGUUGGAGUUGAAUAUAAAUGA
This is a messenger RNA of Rotaria sordida, 888 nucleotides long. The record is from the annotation of a GenBank genome assembly. Lineage: Eukaryota; Metazoa; Rotifera; Eurotatoria; Philodinida; Philodinidae.